Rodentolepis nana is the source of this 1623-nucleotide messenger RNA. NCBI's taxonomy places the organism in Eukaryota, Metazoa, Platyhelminthes, Cestoda, Cyclophyllidea, Hymenolepididae. The record is from the annotation of a GenBank genome assembly.
AAAUCAGAAAACGAUAGGCUGGAAGAUCGAAUUCGAGAACGAGAUGGAGAGUUACACAGACUACGAAAUCGCCUUGCAGAUCAAAGCUAUCAACCAACUGGAUCACAUACUGGUAUCUCGCCUUUCAACGAUUUGCAUUCCAAGAACGCAUCAGUACUUGCCAUUGAAAACGCUUCUUUAAGCCUCACAUCAGCCACCAUUGAAAAUGCUCGUGAACGCCUCAAGACUCUAGAUCACGAGUCCGCUCGAAUUGAUGAAGCUCUCAGUCGUUGGAAGGAGGAACUUUUCGCGCCCUCUUCAACCGCCCUGCGUAUGAAUAGUCCGACUGACGAUGGCAGUCAAAUUGGAUGUCCUGGAAAUCGCCUGUCUACCGUCUAUUUGACUAACUCUAUGAAAUCUACUGACAUUCGUCAAUUGAGAAAGUUGUCUCUCAUUCGAUCGAUGCCACUCGAAGUAAUGACGAACGAUGUUGGAAACAUUUUGCAUAAUGAAAACUCGGAGACGGCGUAUCAGUCACAAGUGACGCCACAACAAGCGUCCUCUACCGGAGACUGGUGUAUUUUAAAAACUAAAAAAUCCGAUGAUAAACAACAACCUGUAACGCCACUAAGUGCCGAGAGCCCCAUUUCACAGGAAGGUGUCAUAUCUGCGGCUGAAAUUCUUCAGUCAAAUAGAGAUAGUUCCAGAAAAACAGGCGAAGUAUUGAUUUCCAGCCAAACGAAAGCGAAAAAGCAUAGCAUGUCAUCGGGAGAUGCUGUAAUGGAAGCUCUAAAUUUAAUACACAACGGCCAGGAAGUUGCCGACUCAAAGCUUGAUUUAAGUCAUCUUUCUCGGAAAACUGAUGAAAAUGCCAAUGCAGUUCAGUUGUUAAAUGAAAAUGGGGAAUUCAAUAAUGGAAAUGACAGAAGCGAGAGAUCCACAGAAUACACAAGUUCAGAGUUAGUGAGUGGUACGACAGGGUCCAGUGGUAAUUUAAAGGUCUCUGAGGAAGAUAAUACUGACUUCGGUGAAACCACCGAUGCCAAACCUACUAGGAAGGCAAAUGAAAGAAAUCAAAGUUUAUUUUCAAAAUCUUCAUCAAAUAAAGGCGAUAAUUCAAUGAAAUUAAAGUUUGAGGAGGUAGAAAAUGAGCAACUUGAUGGAAACGAUCGCCUGGGUCAUGACAAUUUGGUAAAUAAAGUGGACACAUCUACUGAAUCACAUCUUCUUCAGGAAUGGGCAAGUUACACGUCAUCAGAAAGUCUAAUUCGUGGUUCUAUUGAUAAUCAAUCACGAAUUAUUAGUGAACCAGACCAAAUUUCUUCCCAGACACCUCUAAACGCAGGGACCAGUAGUAACAAUCUACCAAUUCCUUCAGAGACUUUUGAACAGAUUCGAUCGGAACAUAAAAUGCUGGGACGACUGUUCUGUGACCCAUCAUUUCCAGCUGAUGAAAGCAGCUUGUACUAUAGUCGUCGACCUCCAUGCAGUAUUGUCUGGAUGAGACCUCCUGAAAUCGUUUCUGCAAUGUGCAGGACGGAUGUACUUGGGAUCGCUCCACGGAAAAUACAUUAUCCGGAAUUUAUAGCUGAUGGAACUAUUAGACUAGGAGAUCUUCGACAAGGCGAGCUCGAAUCUGCUUGA